UCUACUUGACUAAAGCACAAUCUAAUUCAGAAAUGGAAGAAAAAUCGAACGCGAAAGCAAAGCCAACUGGAAACAACGAGUUCUUGAUGACAGAGGAUCCUGAGCAGCCGAGUGGAUCGAAGGAGGGUUCGCAGUCCUCAGAGGCCGAGGAAGAACACAUCAGCGAAGCGUUCCAUCGCCUCGAGGAAAAAUUAAAUGACAUGGAAAGGCGGAUUGCCCACGCGAGGAAAGUUAAAAGGCGUUUAUUCGUUCGCCUCUUAUGUUUAAUCCUCGAUCUACUACAAGCAAAGCUAUAUUUGCAGAACACGUAGUAUAUGCGAUUUCUGUUAAUCU
Molecule: messenger RNA, 333 nt
Organism: Drosophila melanogaster (fruit fly)
Lineage: Eukaryota; Metazoa; Arthropoda; Insecta; Diptera; Drosophilidae
Exons: 1
Coding region: 33-311 (92 amino acids)
Source: RefSeq, marked reviewed